UCUCAGUGGUGGAAAUGUUGGACACGGGGAGGGUCGACUUACAGAUGACAUUGACGCUAUGUAGAUGAGAACGGGGGGAUUUGUGCUCCGUGUAACAGCCCUGGCCGCUGAAGAUAGACGGUGUUACGAGGUGAAGCUGCUGCCUUGUUUUCGUGGUGUUGUUUCCCCGCUCUGCUCUCCUCUGCUUGGCUCUCUCCUUCGGCGUCACCAAGCGAACGGACAGCACCACUCACACCUUGUUCCUGCUUUCCUGCAAACUCACCUUUCCCAUCAGGAUCGUCGUUUAGUUCUGCUUAUCUAUCUCUAAAAAAAUAUUUUGAUUUUGGUCUGCCCGGUUAGAAGCUUCACGAACACAACUUUUAGAAGAACGCACGGAAUACUAUAACAUGUCCCACAAUUCUGGCUGUCACAGCAGUUUGAUUGUUCGCUUUUAACUUCCUCCGUAUUCCCGCUUCCUUGUUCCCGCUCCUUCACAUCCAACGGUCCAUCGGCUGGGUAACGAACCGCGGAGCUGCUGUCUACGUGGAUCAGUGGGGUUCAAAUCUUCCAACCGCCUGCCAGCCUUGCCAGGAAAUCAACAUCUAAUCAGAGAGASAUGGCGACUAAUGGAACUAAAGCCUCGGAUGGACACGUUUUAACGGAGGUGAAUGCGGAGCCUAAUGACAAACCCAAAACCUUGGUCGUUAAAGUCCAGAAAAAGGAACUUCCCGAAAGAGAAAACUGGAGUGGAAAAUUUGACUUUCUCCUGUCUUGCGUCGGGUACGCAAUUGGACUCGGAAAUGUCUGGAGAUUUCCUUAUCUAUGUGGGAAGAACGGAGGAGGGGCCUUCUUGAUUCCAUACUUUUUGACGCUCAUAUUUGCUGGCAUGCCCCUGUUUCUGCUGGAAACGUCCCUCGGUCAGUACACAUCGAUUGGAGGGCUUGGKGUGUGGAAACUGGCUCCCAUGUUUAAAGGUGUUGGCCUGGCCGCUGCAGUGCUUUCUUUCUGGCUAAAUAUUUAUUACAUUGUCAUCAUUUCCUGGGCCAUAUACUAUCUCUGGUCCUCCUUUACUUCUGAGCUACCAUGGCAAUCAUGUGGAAAUUCUUGGAAUACAGAGCGUUGUUACACAAACUACAGCAUCCCGAACGCUGUCAACCUCACCAGCGCCGUUCAGGAAUUCUGGGAACGUAACAUGCACCAAUUGACGGACGGUCUGGAGAAGCCUGGGGAAAUCAGAGCGCCUCUCGCCAUCACGUUGGCCAUCGCCUGGGUCCUGGUUUAUUUCUGCAUCUGGAAAGGUGUCGCCUGGACCGGCAAG
Molecule: messenger RNA, 1297 nt
Organism: Salvelinus sp. IW2-2015
Lineage: Eukaryota; Metazoa; Chordata; Actinopteri; Salmoniformes; Salmonidae
Product: sodium- and chloride-dependent GABA transporter 1-like
Biological process (GO): sodium ion transmembrane transport; neurotransmitter transport
Cellular component (GO): plasma membrane; axon; cell surface
Molecular function (GO): gamma-aminobutyric acid:sodium:chloride symporter activity
Source: RefSeq, a predicted model, not a curated record